AUGGCUGAUUCACUUCCCCACAGCAGAAUCGUGCCUAUCAUGUCUCCAAGAAGGUCAACUUCACAGCCGGCUAGUAAGGGAUCCGCCGAGCAGACGGGGGAGGCAAAGAUGAUCUUCGGCCACCAGGGCCGUCAAAAGGAAAUCCGAGAUCGGCUUGUUGAGCACAUUCGCACAAACGCGACAUACUUUGUACAGUUUGUGUCGGAUGUUGGUGGAGAGAGACGGGCACCCAAGAGAGCAGCGGCUGCCCAGGCCAAAUUGCUUUCGUCCAAUGGCCGGGUAGCGACAUCAGAGGGCCAGUGGGCCAAAUUUGAGAAGCUGCUCUCCAAGAUGAAGAAGACCGGGUUUUGGGGCGGGUCGCGACAGGCAUCACUCCUUCACCAGCCACUCCCGCUUAGGGGACCAAGACACCAGCCAGUGCACAUUGCCUAUCACAACUUCCGGCACUAUUCCUCAGUACGGAGUGUUGAUGGGCCACAUAACGGGGUGCCUGAGCUCUCGAGGCCGUCUGGCUGCCAGUUAGGUAGCCAGGGCUUGUCAAGUGAAGGGAGGCAGGACGAUGGCGAUGGGGCCUCAUCUACGGAUGAUUCAACCACGGCAGCCAGAGAGGAAAAUUGGCCCACGACCAUUGCCGAGGCGUUCCCUGACAUUGACGAGGACACCCUAAGGUGUGCGCUUAGGCGGUAUCUCGCCAAUCUCGAAAGGGUCGACCUUGACAAGGGCUCGCCGAUUCUAGAAAUUGACGACGAGACGUUCAAGGCCAUCCUCCCUGCAUUUGAAGCAGACUUUAUCCGGAGUAUGAAAAAUCUCCAGGGUUUGCAUGGUGUCUCGUCGUCUCGGCCCUCUUCUCUGGUUGCUAGCAACAGCCCACCCGUGCCUGCGUCUGCCUACGCCUCUGCCCCCGUGUCCACACCUGUCCCCAGGCCCGAACCGGAGGUGGAACCUGCAGCUCUGGGCUCCAGUCCCACCAAGCCUCGACGGCGUUUGAUCAGGGGAGCCCGUCCGACACCACGGACUCUGUUGGGGUCAUCCUCUCGCUCGUCAUCACGCAACAGCACAGCCAGCAAACGGUCAGCUGGCCAUAGUGAUGACGAUGAUGAUUCAGAUGGCAACCGACCCCUAGUUCGACGCCAGCGUGGCAGGGACCGCAAGCGACGGAUCCUCCAAGAUGUGACCCUGGGUCUCUCAGACCGAGACGAUAAUGAAAACAACGACAUAAUCUCUGUCAGACCAAGAGUAGAUCCAGAAGCGGUAGCCGAGCAGGCCGAAGGUUCUCUAGAUGACGAAAGGGCAGCGGAUCAUGAGCAGAUCGUAGACGGGUCUGUCUCGUCCGCCACCAUAGAGGAAACAACAUCUUCGAACGAUGAAGCAUCCACCGCUGGCGAAAGUGAUAGCGAAUUCGAAGAAGACUGUUGA
Messenger RNA from Microsporum canis CBS 113480, 1416 nucleotides. RefSeq lists its product as hypothetical. The record is from RefSeq and is a predicted model, not a curated record. The transcript is spliced from 4 exons. NCBI's taxonomy places the organism in Eukaryota, Fungi, Ascomycota, Eurotiomycetes, Onygenales, Arthrodermataceae. Bases 1 to 1416 code for a protein of 471 amino acids.